UUUUGCGGUAGUUUUUGCAAGCCACGUGGCAAGCUUUACAAAGUAGAUACAGUCGAGUAGAGAGAGAGCUGUGGUAAUGGCUGUGGCUGUUCAAACUGCUCAGAUAUGGCGAAACUUUCUUUGUGUGUUUGCCCAAGAUCAUCCGGAUUUUAGACUUCAGGAGCUCCUGUCGUUGGCUUCAAUAUCAAAAUGUCAAAUAAAAUUUGACCCAACUUCGUAUUCCGUUGAGAAUCCAUUCCUCGUUGUUCAACUCCAAUCAGAGGAAUGUGCACGAAAGAUCUCAAGUCGAGCCAUGCUUAUCAAAUCCAUGUUUGAGCUAUGGGGCUGGGGAAGAGACUAUAGUGAGCUGGAGACUUCCAUUUCGCAGGAAUUUCCCUCUCAGCGAAUGGAGCCCUACACACGGAAUGACUACACCUUCAAAGUCAUCGGAAGUGGCUUCUCGAAAAAAUGCACUAUGGAAAGACAAAAAGAAAUAUACAAGAAGCUCUCGUUUCUCCCCCUAAAUGGUAAAGUGGACGUUAAGAACCCCACCCACGAGUUCUAUAUCCUCGAGGACUAUGGUGACCACCCCAACACUGCCCCAGAGGAUCCCUUGAGGGUCUUCUUUGGACGUCUGAUAGCUCGCGGUCAGAGACACCUCAUCAAGCAUUAUGCAGUCAAGGACAGAGUGUUUAUUGGGAACACUUCGAUGGACGCACAACUCUCUCUGAUCAUGGCCAACCAGGCACAGGUAAAAACUGGAAGUCUAGUGUUUGAUCCAUUCGCUGGAACCGGCAGUGUCCUAGUGGCGUGUGCACAUCACGGUGGACACGUGAUGGGGGCAGACAUUGACAAGAUCUUGCUGCAUGGAAGAGGGUAUAGUUCCCGAGCCGGGGCCAGGAAAUUCAGAGCCCGAGGGGAGAGUGUGAGAGCCAACCUGAGGCAAUACGGACUGGAAGCACUCUACCUGGACAUGCUCAUAGCGGACGCAGCUCAGUGUGUGUGGAGGGAAGGAGAACUGUUUGACGCCAUCGUAACUGACCCUCCGUAUGGUGUCAGAGAGGGGGCCCGAAAAAUAGGCUCCAAGCGAGCCACUCCCAAUUCCAUAACUCCAGAGCGUGCAGAGGGUCACAUUCCAGCUGUGCGUACCUACAACCUGUCCGACGUGUACUCUGACCUGGUCCACUUUGCUGCUCGGUUCCUUGUAAUGGGAGGGAGGUUGGUCUACUGGGUGCCUGGAGUGAAAGCUGAGUUUUCUCGGGAGCUCCUCCCCUCCCACCCAUGCAUGGAGCUGGUGUGUGUGAGUGAGCAGCCAUUGCAGACACUGGUGGGCAGGUGGCUCAUCACCAUGGAGAAAACGGCUCAAUGGACCCCGCAAGCAGACAGAGUUGACCUGAGUAGCGUUGAACUAUAUGAGAAUUUUAGAAAAAAGUACUUUGCAAAGUAACCUCUUUGUCAGUGCUGUCCUUUUGAUCAACAUUAUAUAAAUAAUAAUUAUUUUUG
Molecule: messenger RNA, 1482 nt
Organism: Halichondria panicea
Lineage: Eukaryota; Metazoa; Porifera; Demospongiae; Suberitida; Halichondriidae
Product: tRNA (guanine(10)-N2)-methyltransferase homolog
Exons: 13
Coding region: 77-1426 (449 amino acids)
Biological process (GO): methylation
Cellular component (GO): cytoplasm
Molecular function (GO): methyltransferase activity; nucleic acid binding
Source: RefSeq, a predicted model, not a curated record